Molecule: messenger RNA, 814 nt
Organism: Salvia miltiorrhiza (redroot sage)
Lineage: Eukaryota; Viridiplantae; Streptophyta; Magnoliopsida; Lamiales; Lamiaceae
Product: peptidyl-prolyl cis-trans isomerase 1-like
Exons: 1
Coding region: 79-621 (180 amino acids)
Biological process (GO): protein peptidyl-prolyl isomerization
Molecular function (GO): peptidyl-prolyl cis-trans isomerase activity
Source: RefSeq, a predicted model, not a curated record
UAUUUCCUUCCCGCGAUCAUUCAAAACUAAAAACUUCAACCACCACCACUCAGCUAAAACUAACACUCCUCCAGAAAAAUGGUAAACAACCCUUAUGUUUUCUUCGACAUAACCGUCGACCGGAAACCGAUCGGCCGGAUCGUGAUGGAGCUCUACGCCGACAUCGUUCCGAGGACAGCGGAGAACUUCCGCGCGCUCUGCACCGGCGAGAAAGGCAUCGGAACAUGCGGCAAGCCGCUCCACUACAAAGGCUCAACCUUCCACCGCGUGGUCCCCGACCUCUUUCUCCAUGGCGGCGACUUCACCGCCGGCGACGGCACGGGUGGCGAAUCGAUCUACGGCGUGAAGUUCGCCGACGAGAACUUCGAGAAGAAGCACAGCGAACAGGGGGUGCUGUCCAUGGCGUGCGCUGGUCCGGACACGAACGGCUCGCAGUUCUACAUCUGCUUGGCGGAGGCGGAGUGGCUCGACGGGAAGCAGGUCGUGUUUGGGCAGGUUCUUGGGGGAUGGGACGUCGUCAAGCAGAUCGAGAAGUAUGGCUCUCGCGACACUAGCCGCGGAGGCCGGACCUCGAAGACGGUGGUGAUCGCCGACUGCGGUGAGCUUCAUAGAUCUAUCUAGAUAUGUCGCAUGCUGAUCUCAGAUCUAUUAAUAAUGUUGACGAUAUGAUGAUGAAUUACUGUUUCUUUACUUAGUAUUCCAGUAUUGCUUGAUCAGCGUGAUAUCAACUUCAAAUUGCAUGCUUAAUUCACUGUUAGCAGAUAUUCGGCGCUUCGAAUUGCUUCUUCACUGAAUUGCGUUCAUUUUAUUUUUA